Molecule: messenger RNA, 2954 nt
Organism: Gigantopelta aegis
Lineage: Eukaryota; Metazoa; Mollusca; Gastropoda; Neomphalida; Peltospiridae
Exons: 1
Coding region: 272-2749 (825 amino acids)
Molecular function (GO): protein dimerization activity
Source: RefSeq, a predicted model, not a curated record
AUCAGUGGUUGUAGAAGCAAUCUGCACACUGUGCAGAGAUCGAAAAAAUAUUACCCAGUAUAUUUGAUCCCAUAUGGGUAAUAAUUCUAUAUAAAUAUGGGUAAUAAUUCUAUAUAAACAGAGAUGCCAACCAUUCCGGAUUUUGCGGAAUUAUCCCGAAUUUUAGGUUGAAAUUACGCAUUACGAAUCGAGACAAAAAAAUUCCGGAAAAAAACCCCGAAAUUGGUAUUGAAACUUUUGUGGGAACAUUUUACACAUACACCGGCAGAAAAUGGAUCUUUACACGGGGGGUUUAGUAAACAGUUACACCGGUGGAAAAAUGGCGUCUUGUUCAAAAAAGCCUCGUGUUUUACAGAAGUAUAAACACGAGUACACUGAACUGUUUCCUGUUUUGAAACAGUCCAAAGUGAAUGAAUAUCAUAUUUUCUGCGAGAUUUGUAACACAGACUUUAAUGUGUCCCAUGGUGGUCGAGAUGAUUGCCGACGUCACGUAAAUUCAAAAAAACAUGUCGAAUUUGCAAAAAUCAAAUCGUCAAACAAAACGGUGAUACCAUUUUUUAAGCAGUCAUCCGACUUUCCGGUGAUUCGAGCAGAAUGUUAUUUUGCUAGUUUUCUUAUUGAACACAAUGUUCCACUGACCUGUACCGAUCACGUUGGACCGUUAUUCAGAAAAAUGUUUCCAGAUUCAGCCAUUGCUAGUAAAUACGGUUGUGCCAGAACGAAAACUGCAAACAUUAUUCAAACCCUGGCUAGUGAUUCGACAUCAAGAAUUGUUACACAAAUGAUAAGUGGACCAUACUCCCUAGCUACUGAUGGAAGCAAUGAUGCAGAUUCUCAGUUGUAUCCUAUUGUUAUUAGAUACUUUGACGAUAGUCUUGGCCAUGUUGUGACGGUUUUGUUAUCAGUACCAUCUUGCACUGAUGGGUGUACAGGUGAAAACAUUUUUCAUUUGGUUGACAAUGAACUUUCUAAAAGAAGUAUUCCGUGGGCAAACUGUGUAGCUUUUGGGUCAGAUAAUGCAAGUGUCAUGACCGGCAGACACAAAGGUGUUAUUGCUUUCAUUCGUGAAAAGCAACCACAUGUAUUUUUACAAGGAUGUCCCUGUCACCUGGUACAUUUGGCUGCUGAAAAGGCAUCUAAAGAAUUGCCUGUGUCUGUUGACGACUUUCUUAUUGAUAUAUUCUACUAUUUGGACAAGAGUGCCAAACGUUUGCAAGAUCUGAAAGAAUGUCAGUCCUUGUGUGACACUCCAGCCCACAAAAUCUUGAAGCAUGCUACUACUAGGUGGCUUUCCUUGGGAAAGUGUGUUGGACGUUUACUUGAGCAGUGGAGUGCACUUGAAAAAUUUGUGAAAAGGCAAUUUGAGAAACACCUGAAAAGGAGUUCUAAAAUGAGUGGCAGUGCCACACGCAGUAAUGUUCCAUGUUCUAGGAGUUCUGUUGCAAAGCAGAAGUGUGGAAUUAGUCAGUCUAAUGACAGUUCAAAAUGCAAGCAAAGCAGUGUGUCAUCUGGCAAAAACAAUAGUGUGUCAGUCCAGUCUAAAGAUAGUUCUAGUAGUGGCAAGCAAAGCAGUGUCUCAGUACAGUCUAAAGGUAGUUCUAGCAGUGCCAAGCAAAGCAGUGUGUCAGUACAGUCUGAAGAUAGUUCUAGUAGUGGCAAGCAAAGCAGUGGGUCGGUCCAGUCUAAAGGUAGUUCUAGUAGUGGCAAGCAAAGCAGUGUGUCAGUACAGUCUAAAGAUAGUUCUAGUAGUAGCAAGCUCAGCAGUCUGUCUGGCAAAUCCAAAAGUGAAUCACAAUUUAGAUUGAGUAAUAUAUCAAGGCUGGAAAGGUUACACAUCUUUUUCAGUGACCCUCUGACAAAACUCUACUGUUUUUUUAUGAAUGAUGCCAUCCCCAUUUUUGACAAGAUUAAUAUCUUGCUUCAAAGGAAUGAACCAUGUAUCCACAUUUUAAGAAGAGAACUGUUGUCAUUACUGACUGACAUUUAUGUUAGGUUUGUGACACCAAAUGCUGUUGCUUCCUGCAAGGAUGUACUUCAUUUAGAGCAUAAUGACAAGAGAAACCAAAGAGACAAUUCAGAAGUGUUUAUUGGACGAGAGGCUAGACAAUAUUUGCGCACGUUGGAAGAAGCAGAUGCAGUUAGCAAAGGAGAGAUUGAUAUAUUCUUCGAGUCUGUCAGAAGAUUUUAUUCGGCAGCAUGUACUUACAUAGUCAGCAAAUGUCCACUUGACAGUGAGCUUCUGCUGUGUGCUGAAGUUGCUGAUGUUAGUCUCAGGAAAACUGAGCAGUUUUCCUCAGUUGAGUAUUUUGUCAACAAGUUCCCCAGUUUACUUGGUGGCAGAAAAAUGGAUGAUUUAGAAAUGGAGUUUUUACACUACCAAGUGGACACAUUCUCCACUGAGGUUACUCACAAUAAUGUCACUGACAGUUUAGAGAGAAUUGAUACCAUUUGGAAUAACAUAGGACAUCUGACAAGUGCUGAUGGUAAUCCUAAAUACGGUUUACUGACAAAUGUUAUGAAACAAAUUUUGGUUAUUCCACAUAGUAAUGCUGACAGUGAGAGAAUUUUUAGCACAGUUAGAAAAAACAGAACUGAGUUCCGACCAAACUUGUCUGAUGAGCAGUUGUCAGCUUUGCUAGUACAGAAGUUCAGCAUGCUUGCUGCAGAUGUUCUUUGCCACGAAUUAAGUUUUACUGAUGAUUUGCUGAAGAAGGCCAAGUCAGCAACAUAUCAGUCAUUGAAGAAGUAAAGCCGCCAUAACCAGCAGUCAUGCCAGAAACAUGUUUAUUUCACUGUAAAUAAAGGUACUAUACUUUAAAAAAAUGUUCAGUUGUCAUCUCAGGAUUUAGUUCACAUGUAGUGAUAAAGAAUGUAAAGAUUCCUGAAAAUACUAUCAUAUUCCUGAAAAUGGCUUUUAAGAUUCCUGAAAACCGUUUCGACAUGUUGGCAUCUCU